CAGCAAGAACAACUACUCAGAUUCUUCUUCCCUCUUAUCUUUGAUCUUCAUCAUCUUUCUCAGCAUUAACACUGAUAGAUAGUCAUGGCAAUUCGAUUUCCCAGUAUUUUGCAUGCUAAGCACAUUCUCCACCGAUCAAACUCAUUUACAAAGCAUGCGGCUUCAACAUCUAUAGAUGUUCCAAAAGGCCAUUUUGCAGUAUAUGUUGGAGAGAGUGAAAAGAAGAGAUUUUUGGUUCCUGUAUCAUUCUUGAACCAGCCUUCAUUCCAAGAAUUGUUAAACAAGGCUGAGGAAGAAUUUGGAUUCAAUCAUCCAAUGGGUGGUCUCACGAUUCCCUGCAGCGAAGACAUCUUCGUUGAUCUCACUUGUCGCUUACAUGAACUGUGAUGAGCGGCGGCGGCACUAAAAUAAAAUAGCAGAGACAAUUUUGUAAAUUCACGUACUAGGCUGAAGAAAAUAUUACAGAUUGUAUUACAGUUUCAAAAAACUUCAAUGCAUGGGACUAUAUAUUUUUUCUGUGUUCUUAA
Messenger RNA from Carya illinoinensis, 527 nucleotides. RefSeq names its product auxin-responsive protein SAUR23-like. The transcript has a single exon. NCBI's taxonomy places the organism in Eukaryota, Viridiplantae, Streptophyta, Magnoliopsida, Fagales, Juglandaceae. The record is from RefSeq and is a predicted model, not a curated record. Gene Ontology annotation, biological process: response to auxin. Bases 85 to 387 code for a protein of 100 amino acids.